UUUUUUGGGACAUUCCAGUUGCCAACUCAUUUUACUAUUCAAAAUUCUGCAAAAGCGGGUGCGUCAAUUAUAAUUUGCAAACGUGUAAUUUUUGGCAAAACAUUCUAGUGCACUAAAACUGUUCAAAUUUUCGUUCGCUAAGAAAGUCAAACAAGUGGAAAAAAAAUGGAAAUUGUCGUCAACAGCCCCAAGGUGAAAUACUCCGACAAUUACAUCGAAGCGAAUUACGACUAUUUAUACACCAAAGCCGAGAAAAAGGGGAACAAAAUCGAGGUCACCCCCCUUACCGAACAUCUGGUGAUCCGGACCCAGAGCAAGGUGCCCCGUGUGGGGGUGAUGCUGGUUGGUUGGGGUGGCAAUAACGGGAGUACUUUCACGGCGGCCGUUUUGGCCAACAAGGAGGGGCUGUCUUGGCAGACCAAAAAGGGGGUCCAGAAAGCCAACUGGUAUGGGUCUAUUACCCAAGCUAGUACGGUUACAUUGGGCGAUGUUCAUGUACCAUUGGGUAAAUUGCUACCAACGGUGCAUCCCGAUGAUUUGGUGAUUGAUGGGUGGGAUAUCAGUUCGGCCAAUUUGGCCGAAUCGAUGGAAAGGGCACAAGUUUUAGAACCGGGACUUCAACAACAGCUCAAGGCCCAAAUGGCGGCUUUGAAGCCAAGACCCUCCAUCUACGAUAAGGAUUUCAUUGCAGCAAAUCAGGCGUCUCGCGCCGACAACAUCAUCAAAGGAACUAAACUCGAACAGGUGCAGAAAAUCUGCCAAGACAUCGAGAAUUUCAAGAAAAAAACAAACGUUGAUAAGGUCAUAAUUUUAUGGACGGCAAACACUGAACGUUUCACUGAAGUUUUAGAAGGCAUUAACGACACUUAUGCUAAUCUAAAACUGGCAAUUUCCUCAAACCAUCCAGAAAUCGCCCCAUCGACUCUCUUCGCUUACGCUGCGAUUUCUAUGCACUGCAUUUACAUCAACGGCUCCCCACAGAACACUUUCGUACCAGGAAUCAUCGAAAUGGCGGAAAAAAACAACGUUUUUAUCUCGGGAGACGAUUUCAAGUCGGGACAGACGAAAAUCAAGAGUGUUUUGGUCGAUUUUCUGGUCAGUGCUGGGAUUAAACCCACGAGUAUUGUAAGUUAUAAUCAUUUAGGGAACAAUGAUGGGAAGAAUCUGUCGGCACCGAAACAAUUUCGUUCUAAGGAGAUCUCGAAAAGUAACGUCGUUGACGAUAUGGUCAAUUCCAAUGACAUUCUAUACAAACCGGGGGAAAAACCGGAUCACGUGGUUGUCAUAAAAUAUGUUCCUUAUGUCGGCGACUCGAAGCGUGCUAUGGACGAGUACACUUCCGAGAUAAUGAUGGGUGGGACCAAUACCAUCGUGGUCCAUAACACUUGCGAGGAUUCGCUUUUGGCCACCCCUAUUAUCCUAGAUCUGAUCAUUUUAGCCGAGCUGUGCUCGAGGAUCCAUCUCAAGAGACAAGGCGAAGGUGACCGAGAGUACGUGGGGUUCCAUUGUGUUUUGUCGCUUUUGAGUUACCUCUGCAAGGCCCCUUUGGUGCCCCACAACACUCCCGUCGUCAAUGCUCUUUUCAGACAAAGAGCUUGUAUUGAGAACGUGAUGAAAGCUUGUUUGGGCUUGCCACCGGAUUCGAACAUGUUGCUUGAGCACAAAGUGCCAUUCUUAAUGAAAGAUGAAGCGAGCAAUGAGCCCUAUAAAAAAAAGAUUAAAAUUCAGAAUGGGGGACAUUAAAUUUUGUUUCGUUUGUUGUCCUUUUUCCUUCAGUUUAAUUUGAACAUAUCCUGUCCUGGCUGGUUGAAAUGUUGAUGUUUAUUGAUGUUUUCCUCGAUGUGGUGGUUCAAAUCAUUCUGAGCGUGGGGACGGAACAUAAUUUUGUUCAUUGUGAUAAUGAAAGUAUUUUACUUUUGUACCUUUCACAGUAAUAAAGUUUAUUGCUUGAAA
Molecule: messenger RNA, 1953 nt
Organism: Tribolium madens (black flour beetle)
Lineage: Eukaryota; Metazoa; Arthropoda; Insecta; Coleoptera; Tenebrionidae
Product: inositol-3-phosphate synthase 1-A
Exons: 6
Coding region: 166-1743 (525 amino acids)
Biological process (GO): inositol biosynthetic process; phospholipid biosynthetic process
Cellular component (GO): cytoplasm
Molecular function (GO): inositol-3-phosphate synthase activity
Source: RefSeq, a predicted model, not a curated record